UUUUCUAGGAAAAACCAAAAUGAAAGCCUCAACGACAGUCAUGUGAUUCCACUCAUUUUUUUCCACUUCAUUAAUCACAUUUGGCAGCUCAUUUCCUCGUGGUUCCCUAAAUAUACAUGCUAAUAGUUCCUGUAAACACCUGGUAAAAUUCACGUGUACUUCAGACUUACUUACAAAGUCUACAAACAUCAUAUCAUACGUAACAUCACGUUACAAUUCAGUGUGGUAGCGUUGACGUUUGUUCACUGAAGAUAACAUGGCAGCAGCUUGGAAGCUAUACAUCGCUUGCUGGUUUCUCGGUGCAGCUGUUCAAAGUGUUGUAUUUUUUAGCUACAACGCUGUUGAUUACUUCAACUACUUUUUCCCUGAUGAUUACAAGCCAGAGGUUUAUAUAGGAGUAACUGCUAGUGUAGGGUCAGCUCUUGGAGCAGUAUUAACCGUUUGUUCUCCUCCUAAACAGCGAUGUCUGACAGUCUUAAUGGCUGCACUUAUCGUGUCCGGCAUAAUUCUAAUGGUCGAAGUACUUAUAACRCCCUUACAAGAAGACACAAUCACAAACGAAGCGCGCUUCGGUGUUCUUCUAGGACUGGUCUUCCUGGCAACGGUAAUUCAAAACGUUGGCGGUGGAGCUCUAUACUACUUUGUUGGUAAACACAUUCCCCAAUUUGGUGUUCUUGCAGCACAGUCCGGCGGUGUUUGCGCAUUCGCGGCAACGUUUGUCGUUCGCUGCAUCUCUAAAGGAUCUUUUCAACACGAGAAGGACGUGCGACGUGGUUUCAGAUUAAGUGGUUAUAUGUAUGUAGCUCUAGUUGACUUGAUUAUCCUUUUAGCUACGUUUCUCAUCGCUAUUUUAAAACCGAUUCAAUCAAAUUGGAGAAGAGAAGUGAACGACGGGGAAAUUCAAUCCCUCUUGACAAGCAGAGUCAAACAAGGGAUUUCCUAUAGUGUAAUUAUCAGGAAAAACUGGUGCGCUUUGGCCACAAUAUGCCUCACCCUAGUAAYUUGCGAUGCUGUUUUCCCAGGUGUGACUUCUCAGUUCCAUGGAAAUUACAACUGUAGUACUACGUCAGUUAAUUCCACGUCACCGAUGAUGACAUCAUCACCGUCCACUAGUGACAAAACGGGCUGGUUUGUUGUGAUUUUAUUCGGCUGUUUUUCUGUAUCUGACACUAUUGGUAAAAAUAUACCUAUCCUAGGCAUCMUAUACAGCAAGAAAACUAUUCUAGUUAACCUCGUAGUACAGCUAGUGAUUGCAGUUCCAGCCCUACUCGUCUACUUUGAACCCUGUGUCACACAACUUCAAAGCGAUUGGGUUGCUUAUGUCACGGUUGGUCUUCUAGGUCUUGUGACUGGGUACGGUAUUUGCACAGCCAUGGUGMUUCUUGCUCCGGGCGAAUGUGACAAGAGACACGAGGAAGGAAUAGCUACAAGUAUUGGAUUCAUGUUUUUACAAGUCGGGAUUUUAUGCGGAAUGGGAAYCUCGUUGUUUCUGGUGGAGUACUUAUUUAAACACAUGAAAUACAGGAUGUACAUUUAAAUGCAUGACGACCGUGUAAAGACACCUGCUACCAGUGUCGUAGUUUACUUUUUUGUUAGGUGGGGUGGAGUGGAGGGAUUAAAGCUUUCCUCCUUUUUAGGAAGCUCCUAAAUUAAUUAGAUAUUGACAGAGAAAGAAGUCCACCCCCCCCCCCCCCCCCAAAUACCACUUCCAAUAUUUCUCGAUUCGGCCAUAAGAACCUGAUUGGCUCGCUUACGUAAAUACCGUUCCCUCUCAUGAUUACGAGUCUAGASCGUAAAGUCGGGCUAGCUAGUUUUGGGUGCCGCACACGGUGUAUAGGCAAACGCGAUGAUGAUGUAAUAUUCUGACUAUCAUAUAAUUAUAUAUGAAAGUAAACUAUGACGUAGAAUACCUUUUCACUAGUUUUUUUUAUUAAUAAUUAAUGUGCAGCUCAAUUCUUAUUGCAUAUUCACGCACCACGAUAUUCUAUUCUGGCGGCUUGGCCAGGAGUGAUAUCCUGUCUUUAAUUCUCAGUUUUCCAAAAUAGCAAAAUAGCCGACGACCACGCUCUAAGGACCCUUAAAUAGAUUUGACCUAAAAGUUCAUAUAAACAACAGAAACAAUUUCUAAUGCAAAUUAAAGAAAAGAUCACUACUUAUCGUA
Molecule: messenger RNA, 2161 nt
Organism: Exaiptasia diaphana
Lineage: Eukaryota; Metazoa; Cnidaria; Anthozoa; Actiniaria; Aiptasiidae
Product: equilibrative nucleotide transporter 8
Exons: 1
Coding region: 257-1537 (426 amino acids)
Biological process (GO): nucleoside transmembrane transport
Cellular component (GO): plasma membrane
Molecular function (GO): nucleoside transmembrane transporter activity
Source: RefSeq, a predicted model, not a curated record